This is a messenger RNA of Zeugodacus cucurbitae (melon fly), 1838 nucleotides long. RefSeq lists its product as uncharacterized. The coding region runs from base 136 to 1686 and encodes 516 amino acids. The transcript has 2 exons. The record is from RefSeq and is a predicted model, not a curated record. NCBI's taxonomy places the organism in Eukaryota, Metazoa, Arthropoda, Insecta, Diptera, Tephritidae.
UGGUAAAAAUAUAACUCUGGCAACAUUUCACGCCAUUACUGAUAAUCAAAAUAAUUGUAGUUUAAUAUUUUCUAAAAUCGAUAAAGUAUACGCUUUUAAUAUUUGUGCACAAAUGCGUUAAACCCGAUUUCUGUUAUGGAGCCCACUAUUAAAUAUGAAAACUGUGAGGACAUAUUCAUAGGACCGGCAGGCGUUAUUUCCCCAUGCACUGGACAAAAGCGACAUUUUGAUAAUAUCACCGAAGGAAAUGAAUAUGAGCACGGAGCUGGCAGUUAUUCUGGAUUUAUAGCACCAACGAAUCAGGCUUUGUAUUCACAAUUUCAAAACACAGCCAUUGGUCAACAAGAGUCAAAACCGGCUAAACGUUAUCGGCGCGGAGAAAGCGCGGUAUUAUUUUCGCCACCCUUCUUUGAAGUGCCAGAUGGUAUAAACGCACAAAGUGAUACAUUUACAGCAAGAUGCGUCUCUUGUCAAGUUAUAUUACGUGGUCACAAAAAUGUUUCGUCCAACUUUAUUAAACACAUGAAACGCUCACAUCCUGAAGUACACAAAAUGUAUGAAAACUACAAACUGUUGAAACAACAUAGUAGGAAUAUGAAUCUACUGGCAAAUAAGUCGUCCGCGGCGUCAAGUGAACUAAGCUUUUUGGAUGCUAGUACAUUGCUAGAUAAUAUACAAUCAAGCACUGCACAAACAGCAAACGAUACCGUCGAAAAUGAACAAAAUUCCGAAACCACCGAAAAUUCGCAACCAAACUCCAAUGCAGAUUUGAACGAUACCAACGAAAAUUCAGUUGAAUCUCAGCCUCAUAAAAACGAUAUUUCUAUUUCUGAAGUUAAUUUGUCAAGCAAAACCCUACAAGCAAUAAGCACAAUAUUUGAUGAGAAGCUGAAGUCAUUCGUAACAAAGGCAGAACUGAGUGAUGUGACUAAAAAUAUUAUUAACCAGGUACGUUCGCGGCAAAGUACACCAUGUUCGGCCAACGUUCAGGAUGUUGAUAACGAUGAUGAUGAAGAAGUAGCAGAUAAAAAACAAGAUAAUUAUAAAACCAUAGAGAAAGAGCUCGACGUAAUGCGUCGACGUUUGUCACAUUCCGAACAUAGUAAACGUAUUCUACAGCGCGAACUGCAUACGCUAGAGAAAAUAGUACGAAAACGUAAGCUCAUUAUAAAUAAUAUACCAAUACAACAAGAUCAACAGCCUCAAACUGCUGUAGAGCAAUUGCUUAAGGAACGUUUUGACAUGCCGAAUGUACAGUUGGAGAGCGUUACUGUUAUUGGAAAUAGAAAUAGAACACACAACGACAGACAGACGCUUCUCGUGGAGGUGGUGCGAGAGUGUGAUGUGAAUGCAAUAUUUAGAAAAAGUGCUUGUUUAAAAAAUACUGGCAUAUACAUUGACUCGCAGAUGUCACAAAUAUCGCUGAAACGUAAGGAAAAACUAUUGGUCUUGCGACGCGAGAUGUUGCGGCGAAAUGAAUCUUUGAAAAUUGUAGUGCGUAACACUCAAUUAGUCGUUUGCGGGACAUAUUUCUACUGGGAUGACUUGUUGGGUUUGUGUGUGGGCAAUUUAGAUAUGCCGGACACCAAUUUGGUGAGCGAUGAUGCAGCUGAGGAAUUGAAGAAACUGACAAAACUUGAUAUGAGGGAAUUCCUGAGUGUCUUGAAAAACUAUGAUAUUAGAUAAGAUAAUUUUUAACAAUUGUAUUAAUUUUAAUUUUUGUUAGCAAAAAUCAAUUUCUCCUAAUUUGAUUUGAGCUAAUUUCUUUUGAAAAAGUGGAAUAUUUGUAUACUAUAAAUAAAAAGUUAAGAUUUAUCCAUAUCACAAAACGGAUUUCU